UUCUAUAUUUUGAGGGGCCAAAAUCAUAUUUAAGAGUUUCCAAAUUUCAGUGUUUCGCACUUUUAUGUUCAUCGUUCUGUUCUGUGUCUUCAUUCACUUCUUCACUUUCAAGUCCCAGCAAUGAACGGUGGUGCCGCUAAUUUCAUUCAAGAAAACGGAAACGAAAGCGAUUCGGACGCGAAUUCCGAUGGCGUGCCGGAAUAUUACCAGCCGAUCUCGGCCGUUGACGACGACGGCGGGAGCUCCGACGGAGAGAACGGCGUUGAGAUCCGACAGCUUCCGAACGGUUACGUCGGGCACGGUGGUGUGGAGAACGGGAUCGCGUCUCUGAAUCUGAACGACGGCGCAGAGCAGAAGAGCAGCGAUGAGGAGGAAGAAGGGGAGGAGGAUAGGAGGAUGAGAGAGGAAUUCGAGAGGGAGGUUCGGAGGACGCUCGGGGAAGACGAGAGCCGGAGGAACGCGCCGCUGUCCGAGGAGAACGCGUCGAGGGUGAUGGAGGCGAUGCGCGGCGUGAACUUCCUUGGAUUGCCUCCUGAUUGGGCUUCGCAAAUCUCAGAGGAAAACUGGAUUGAACGCCUUCGAAGAUUGAGACAAUCACCAAACACUUGAGAAAAAUUAGAAAUUCAGAUUUCAUGCUAUUUUCCCUUCAUUUGAGUUCUGAAUUCCUCCAUUACUCAAGAAUUGUGUUUUUGUGCUUAUGAGAAGAAUAUCCAUAAUGUGUACUGUUUUCUGCAUUGUUAAUGCAAUUUGGCAUAUUAAUUUUUGUCCAA
This is a messenger RNA of Lotus japonicus, 770 nucleotides long. RefSeq lists its product as uncharacterized. NCBI's taxonomy places the organism in Eukaryota, Viridiplantae, Streptophyta, Magnoliopsida, Fabales, Fabaceae. The record is from RefSeq and is a predicted model, not a curated record. The coding region runs from base 121 to 609 and encodes 162 amino acids. The transcript has 2 exons.